This is a messenger RNA of Chenopodium quinoa (quinoa), 1618 nucleotides long. RefSeq names its product novel plant SNARE 11-like. The coding region runs from base 446 to 1231 and encodes 261 amino acids. Gene Ontology annotation, cellular component: ER to Golgi transport vesicle membrane; endoplasmic reticulum membrane; Golgi apparatus. Gene Ontology annotation, molecular function: SNARE binding; SNAP receptor activity. The record is from RefSeq and is a predicted model, not a curated record. Lineage: Eukaryota; Viridiplantae; Streptophyta; Magnoliopsida; Caryophyllales; Amaranthaceae. Gene Ontology annotation, biological process: vesicle fusion; retrograde vesicle-mediated transport, Golgi to endoplasmic reticulum. The transcript has 10 exons.
AUAACAAAUUACAGAAAAUAGCUUGAAAAUCAAUGGAAAUUAGACCAGCACAAAACAACAUAGGAAAACAGGAGAGAGAAAAACACCUUCUCCAUUUUCAAAUUCUCUGUCCUUAAAUUAUUAUUACAACGCAACGAUUAGAUCUUCAAAACCCUAGAUUUCGAUCUUUCAAAUCCUACAUUGUUUUCAUCCUAAAUUUCCCCCAAUUUUUGGUCCACCAAAACAAAAAUUCAAUUUUACCUGAACAAUCAGAUUCAAUUAGAUUACAAUUGCCGCUUCAAAUUUUUGAAAAUUUGACAUUCAUCAUUGCUCGAUUUUUAUUUUGAUCAACAAUGGCGAGAUAAUCUGCAUUUUUGUUGAACAUUUGUUUGUCAUUUGAUUCGACAAACAACGGAGUAAGAGAGAGAAAGAGGAGAAACGAGUUGACAUUUUGAGGAAUUUGACAAUGUCGUCGUUGUCGGCGAUUAGCGAGGAGCUCGGCGAGAUUGAUGGACAAAUCAAUGAUAUUUUUCGUGCAUUAUCAAAUGGGUUUCAGAAGUUGGAGAAGAUCAAGGAUUCCAGUAGACAGAGCAGACAACUGGAAGAGCUCACGGAUAAGAUGCGAGAGUGUAAAAGGCUUAUUAAAGAGUUUGAUCGAGAGGUGAAGAAUUUGGAAAGCAGGAAUGAUCCAAACACAAGCAAGACAUUGAAUGAGAGAAAACAGUCUAUGAUCAAGGAGCUGAAUUCAUAUGUUGCUUUGAAAAAGCAAUAUGCUUCCAAUCUUGAAAAUAAACGAGUUGAACUAUUUGAUGGGCCUAGCGAAGGGGUAGGAGAAGAAAAUGUUUUGUUAGCAUCCACUAUGACGAAUGAGCAGCUGAUGGAUCGUGGAAACACAAUGAUGGAUGAAACUGAUCAAGCCAUUGAUAGAGGAAAAAAGAUUGUUCACGAGACAAUUAAUGUAGGAACGGAAACUGCAGAAGCUCUUAAAGCCCAGACUGAUCAAAUGAGUAGGAUUGUUAAUGAACUGGACUCCAUAAAUUUCUCGAUCAAGAAAGCUUCGAAGCUAGUCAAGGAAAUCGGUCGACAGGUUGCUACUGAUAAAUGUAUCAUGGCCUUGCUUUUCCUCAUAGUGCUUGGAGUCAUAGCCAUCAUCAUUGCGAAGAUUAUAAACCCACACAACAAAGACAUCCGAGAUAUUCCUGGAUUAGCGCCACCGGCUCAAUCACGAAGACUGCUUUCAUUUCCAAACUGAAGUUCCUACCAAAGAAGAUGCUUCCUAGGAUUCUUACUUUGGUCUUUUGCUAUCUUGUGAGCCGUGUGAAAGACUUUGACUGCACCAAUGUCUUUUCGGAACCCGAGUAAUUUAGUCAAGAAUAUGUUCAUAUUGGCGGUACUUUGGCCUUUGUAAUAUAUUUGAUUUGGAGCCUUACAUCACAACUUGCCAAGAAUAUAUUCCAGCAUACAAGUGAUACAACUUCUUUUGUAGGGUUCAGUGUAGUGAUGCUGUCAAAAUAUUAAUUAUUCCUGUAAUCCUAUGUUCGAAUCAGCGUAAAAGUUUGUCAUUUCCAAAUGACUAAACUGCACGUUCACACAUGACUCGCAACCUUUGUAUAAUCAAACCUAAAUUCUUUCUUCCCCA